AUGCCUGGCUCGGCUAGACAGAGAGACAGAAGCCAGCCCCAGGCGCUCCAUACCCAUGAAGGAGAACUGCUUGGCACACCCACGUGGAAGGCCCAUUUCUUGCAGCCCUGCAAGACCAAGGUCUCCCCCAAAAGCAACGCAGAGGAAGCCAAGCAGAGGCGCAAGCCCAGGCCAAUGCGCUCCAAGGCUCGGCGCAUGGCUGCCAACGUCCGCGAGCGCAAGAGGAUCCUGGACUACAACCAAGCCUUCAACGCCCUUCGACUUGCCCUCAAGCAUGACCUCGGGGGCAAGCGGCUCUCCAAGAUUGCCACCUUGCGCAGGGCCAUUCACCGGAUUGCCUCCCUCUCCACUUCUCUGCGGUCUGUGUCUCGGUGGCCUUGUGCUCAUGCGGAAUGCCACAGGCCCUUUGGCCAGGAAAGCGUCAAAGGCAACCUCAUUCCCUCCGGCCUUAUUCCACUGCCUCAGGAGGCCAACUGUGGCGACUUACUGCCCUUUCAGUCACAUACGACGACUUCUUUGGCAUGUGGCAAGUGCCUCCCCGACUCUUCUCUCCAGCCCUUCUACGAAAGCCCAAAGGAGGGCAACUACGUCCCCAGCCCUGCUUAUCACUCCAGUGGCCACUGUCUCUUUGGGACUCGUGCUGUCUGCCAACCAAGACAGGUGGAUUAUGGCCGAAGUUGCCCUUCAGGAAAUUUCCCUUGGGAAUAUGGAUUUUUCUCCUCUUCACCCAUGGCCUGA
This is a messenger RNA of Eublepharis macularius, 738 nucleotides long. It is a transcript of the gene BHLHA9, whose product is annotated as basic helix-loop-helix family member a9. Gene Ontology annotation, biological process: regulation of transcription by RNA polymerase II; developmental process. The record is from RefSeq and is a predicted model, not a curated record. Bases 1 to 738 code for a protein of 245 amino acids. Gene Ontology annotation, molecular function: protein dimerization activity; RNA polymerase II transcription regulatory region sequence-specific DNA binding; DNA-binding transcription factor activity, RNA polymerase II-specific. Lineage: Eukaryota; Metazoa; Chordata; Lepidosauria; Squamata; Eublepharidae. The transcript has a single exon.